AUGAGUUUUGUUGUUGAUCCUAAGGAAUCUUACGAACUGAUCACAAAGAACUUACAAGAAGUUCUAAAUCCACAGAUUAUCAAGGAUGUCUUGGAGAAGGAAAACAGACCAUUGAAAUUGUACUGGGGUUCUGCUCCUACUGGUAAGCCUCACUGUGGUUACUUUGUACCAAUGACGAAAUUGGCAGAUUUCUUAAAAGCUGGUUGUGAAGUUGUCAUUUUGAUGGCAGACCUACAUGCAUUUUUAGAUAAUAUGAAGGCACCAUUGGAGGUCGUCAAUUACAGGGCUAAAUACUACGAAUUCACGGUCAAGGCAAUUUUGAGAAGUAUUGAUGUUCCAAUUGAAAAAUUGAAAUUUAUCACUGGAUCCUCGUACCAAUUGAAACCAGAUUACACUUUAGAUAUUUUCCGUUUAGCUAAUAAAGUUUCUCAAAACGAUGCAAAGAGAGCUGGUGCAGAUGUGGUUAAACAAGUGGCUAACCCAUUGUUAAGUGGUUUGAUCUACCCAUUGAUGCAAGCUCUUGAUGAGCAGUACUUGGAUGUCGAUUGUCAAUUUGGUGGAUCUGAUCAAAGAAAGAUCUUUGUUUUGGCAGAAGAAACCUUAGGUUCUCUUGGCUACAAAAAGAGAGCUCAUUUGAUGAAUCCAAUGGUUCCUGGUUUGACUCAGGGUGGUAAAAUGUCUGCAUCUGAUCCAAAUUCUAAGAUUGAUCUAUUAGAUUCUCCAAAACAAGUGCAAAAGAAAAUCAACAGUGCUUACUGUAGUCCAGGUGCUGUUGAAGAUAACGGUUUGUUGGCUUUCGUCCAAUAUGUUAUUGCACCAAUUCAAGAAUUAAAAUAUGGUAAGGAAGAAUUCCAUUUUUACAUUAACAGACCUGAAAAAUUUGGUGGUCCAGUUGCCUACGACUCCCUCGACAAAUUAUUCCAAGAUUUCAAGGAAUUAAAAUUGGCACCUCCUGAUUUAAAAACUGGUGUUUCCGACGCUAUUAAUGAACUAUUGGAGCCAAUCAGAAAAGAAUUCGAAUCUAGUUCUGAAUGGCAAGCCGCCCUUGCCAACGGUUACCCAGAGGUAGUUCCACAAACUACUAAGAAAGCCAAGAAGCCCAAGAACAAGGGUACCAAGUACCCAGGUGGUAACCAGCAGGCCAAGAACGCAGAAGGUGCCGUCGAAGAAGCUAGCGAGAAGUUGGAUAAGACCACUUUGUAA
Messenger RNA from Zygosaccharomyces rouxii, 1203 nucleotides. It is a transcript of the gene TYS1, whose product is annotated as tyrosine--tRNA ligase TYS1. The record is from RefSeq and is a predicted model, not a curated record. Gene Ontology annotation, biological process: tyrosyl-tRNA aminoacylation. The coding region runs from base 1 to 1203 and encodes 400 amino acids. Lineage: Eukaryota; Fungi; Ascomycota; Saccharomycetes; Saccharomycetales; Saccharomycetaceae. The transcript has a single exon. Gene Ontology annotation, molecular function: ATP binding; tyrosine-tRNA ligase activity.